Punica granatum (pomegranate) is the source of this 3131-nucleotide messenger RNA. The record is from RefSeq and is a predicted model, not a curated record. Lineage: Eukaryota; Viridiplantae; Streptophyta; Magnoliopsida; Myrtales; Lythraceae.
CUAGCUGGCUGCGUUUCCUCUCUUCUUUGGUUUCUGUCUCGGGAUCAAGACAAGAACCGGAUGUUGUUAUGCGCUCCACACAACACACACACAGACUCACAGACACACACACAAACAUAUGAGAACCAGCACCGCUCCCCGACGUAACGUAGAUAUUUGAUAUUCUUCCUUCCUCCCUGUUGUGUUGUUUUGUGUGUCCGUCUUUUAGGGUUUGGUUCAUUAGUAAUGGCUUCGAUUGAGUCUCUGCGGCCUGCUGUUCAUCGGAAAAUUUACUCGAAUUCCCGCUCUAAUCUCCACUACUCCCGCGGGUCGAGCUUGUUCUGGCGCCAAUCCAGAGUCUUUCAUCCGAAUUGGAACCGGGUCGCUAUGAGCAGUACCAGUUCACUCCCCGUGAGGUUGAUUGGUUCUAAGGAGCCCAGCAGCUCGAGGAGGUUCAACCUCUGGGGAGGCUUCCUUCAGAAUCACGGCCUCAGGGAUAGCAAGAUUCUUGCCAACUCUCAGGACGGCGAUUCCCCGGCCAGCCCCACCCCCACCCCCACCGAGAAGAGCGAAGCUAAGUCUGGUGAGACUCAGGGCGUUAAUGUGAACCAGAGCUCCCCAACUUCGGGGUCCAAUAGGCGCAGGGAGAAGCAAGGCAAGCGGAGUUGGCUCUGGCCCAAAGGCGGCAAGUGGCAUUGGCAGCCCAUAAUUCAAGCUCAGGAGAUUGGUAUCUUGCUAUUGCAGCUGGGGAUUGUUAUGUUUGUCAUGCGAUUGCUCCGCCCUGGAAUUCCCUUGCCCGGCUCCGACCCCAAAGCUCCAGUCACUUACAUUAGCGUGCCGUACAGCGACUUCCUCAGUAAGAUCAACAGUAAUCAGGUGAAGAAAGUCGAGGUUGAUGGGGUCCAUAUCAUGUUUAAGUUAAAAUCCAAGCCGGGCAAAGGGGUAAGCCAGGCGGGGAGUCCGAGCAGCCCGUUGCAGGAUUCAGAGUCCUUGAUGAGGAGCGUCCCGACUAAGAGAAUCAUUUACACGACCACAAGGCCAAACGACAUCAAAACCCCUUACGAGAAGAUGCUUGAGAACCAGGUGGAGUUUGGCUCACCAGACAAGCGAUCGGGAGGAUUCUUGAAUUCUGCUUUGAUCGCUAUGUUCUAUGUAACCGUGCUUGCAGGGCUUUUACAUCGAUUCCCUGUAAGCUUCUCCCAGCACACAGCUGGUCAGCUUAGGAAUCGGAAGUCGGCAGGUGCUGGUGGGGCCAAAGCUUCUGAUCACGGGGAAACAAUAACAUUCGCUGAUGUUGCAGGUGUUGAUGAAGCUAAAGAGGAGCUAGAGGAAAUUGUGGAAUUCCUAAGAAGCCCAGACAGGUAUGUACGUCUUGGAGCCCGGCCUCCACGAGGUGUUCUUCUGGUAGGUCUUCCUGGGACAGGCAAGACGCUUCUAGCUAAAGCUGUAGCAGGGGAGGCUGAAGUUCCAUUCAUAAGCUGUUCGGCCAGUGAGUUUGUAGAAUUAUAUGUUGGUAUGGGUGCCUCACGAGUGAGAGAUCUUUUCGCAAGGGCAAAGAAGGAGGCUCCAUCUAUUAUAUUUAUUGAUGAGAUAGAUGCUGUAGCAAAAGGUCGAGAUGGUAAAUUUCGCAUAGUCAGCAAUGAUGAGCGAGAGCAGACCUUGAACCAACUUCUAACUGAGAUGGAUGGAUUUGAUAGCAGCUCCGCUGUUAUUGUCCUUGGUGCUACUAAUCGCUCUGACGUCCUUGAUCCUGCUCUUCGCAGGCCAGGAAGAUUUGAUCGUAUAGUUACGGUGGAAGCACCUGACAGGACUGGAAGAGAGGCCAUCCUGAAAGUACAUGUUACGAAGAAAGAACUCCCACUUGCAGAGGACGUUGAGCUAAGUGACAUUGCUUCAAUGACUACCGGUUUCACAGGGGCAGACCUUGCCAACUUGGUAAAUGAAGCAGCCUUGCUGGCUGGAAGACAGAACAAACUUGUCGUCGAGAAGAUUGAUUUCAUUCAGGCUGUAGAACGCUCAAUUGCUGGCAUAGAGAAGAAAACUGCAAAACUGAAGGGAAGUGAGAGAGCUGUGGUUGCACGCCAUGAAGCUGGCCAUGCUGUGGUAGGUACUGCUGUUGCACAUCUUCUUCCAGGACAGCCAAGAGUUGAGAAGUUGAGCAUAUUACCAAGAUCAGGAGGGGCACUAGGAUAUACGUAUAUACCCCCAACAAGUGAAGAUCGGUAUCUUCUCUUUGUGGACGAGUUACGCGGUCGCCUAGUCACUCUUCUCGGCGGACGGGCAGCAGAAGAAGUAAUUUAUUCUGGUCGUGUAUCAACGGGUGCCCUCGAUGACAUUCGAAGAGCAACUGAUAUGGCAUACAAGGCGAUAGCUGAAUAUGGCCUCAGUCAGACUAUUGGCCCCCUGUCUUUAGCGACACUUUCUGGUGGCGGCAUGGAUGACUCUGGGGGCCUUCCCUGGGGAAGAGAUCAGGGGCAUCUUGUCGAUCUUGUCCAACGAGAGGUAAAAGCAUUGCUGCAAUCAGCCCUGGAUGUGGCACUCUCUGUUAUCCGUGCCAACCCUGAUGUUUUGGAGGGACUUGGUGCCCAGUUAGAAGAAAAGGAAAAGGUGGAAGGAGAAGAGCUGCAACGAUGGUUAAACUCAGUUGUUGCACCCUCGGAGCUUCAAUUUUUCAUCAGAGGCUCACAAGAGACCCUUCUGCCUCUGCAGACAGCAAUGGAGAUAUCCCAGUGAUAUUGGCAAUCAAAACAGCCUGAGAGUUCUAUAUAUUUUGAGGAGGAAGUUUUGGGCUCCAGUAUGACAUUGACCAGCUUGUUCUUUGAUUAACGACCUACCAACAUGUAACCUGGAGUGGCUCUUAAGGGAUCGAAGAACGAAGUCAUAUUUUCUCCAUGCUGGUCAGUUUCCAAAGCCUUGUUAUCGUGAGAUAGUGGUUUGGUACUUGCUGGUCAGUUCCCAAUAUACGGUGUACAUUUUGGUCAUUAAUUGUACAACUCAAAAGUUGCAACAAUUGUAAUUGUUUCUCAUCAUGGGUACAUUACUGUCUUUGAGGUUAACAGCAUGCCACACAAGUACAUAUUGAAUGCAGAUGGCGUGUACAUAUUGUACCAGUCCAUAGUUUCUACAUUAAUCUUACAUCUUGUUUGUGUUUC